AUGAAGGCGGAAUUUUUUAAAAACCUAUCUCAAGAUCUCAUCAAACUUCUUGAAACAAAUGAUGAAUAUAAUAUUAUCAUAGAAGCAGGAGCAGCGCCUGCCACGAAAUCAUUUAAAGUUCACAGCGUUAUCUUAUGCCAUCGUUGUCCCAUACUUUAUGAUGAAAUAAAAAAGGUUGACCAUAAUGAAAAUAAUAUUCGAGUCAUUACAAAGACUCAAAUUUCGGCAACUAUCUUUGAAGUCAUCAUAAAUGGAGCUAUAAACUUAGAAAAUAUCGAACAAUCUACCAUCUUUGACAUUUUAAUUACCGCCAAUAAAUAUGGUCUUACUGAAUUGUUACAAUAUCUCGAAUCAUUCAUACUUAAAACCAAAUCGCAUGUCAACCAGCCUUCCUAA
Acaulospora morrowiae is the source of this 396-nucleotide messenger RNA. NCBI's taxonomy places the organism in Eukaryota, Fungi, Glomeromycota, Glomeromycetes, Diversisporales, Acaulosporaceae. The record is from the annotation of a GenBank genome assembly.